Sabethes cyaneus is the source of this 2394-nucleotide messenger RNA. RefSeq names its product hybrid signal transduction protein dokA-like. The coding region runs from base 1129 to 2394 and encodes 421 amino acids. Gene Ontology annotation, molecular function: tRNA-specific adenosine deaminase activity; double-stranded RNA adenosine deaminase activity; double-stranded RNA binding. The transcript is spliced from 6 exons. Lineage: Eukaryota; Metazoa; Arthropoda; Insecta; Diptera; Culicidae. Gene Ontology annotation, biological process: adenosine to inosine editing; RNA processing. Gene Ontology annotation, cellular component: nucleolus; cytoplasm. The record is from RefSeq and is a predicted model, not a curated record.
UUUUCCCAGCGAGGCGCAGUGGAAAAUCGAAACAGCAAAUAACGCGCUGUGCUGUGAGUGCAUGUGCUUGCUGCUGAAUAUAAUAUCAGCAUUGGCUUGGUGUCCGUGGUCGAGUCGCGAGGAAUUAAAAGCAUUCGUAUCCGAAGCGGCACCGAAGGUGGACGGUUUUUUGUUUUACUGCUCGUUGUGCGCGGAGUGUUGCGGUUUGUCGUUUUCUCAUUAUAAUAGUCCUUUUGGUUGGAUUUUGUUUCGCGUGUCCUCCCCCCGUUCGCAAUCUCCCCCCCCACGGAAGAAUACACGUCGUUCCGAUUAGUGCGCGGUGUGCGGAACGGGCCUCAUUCGGAAGCGUCCCGGCCAACCAGUGCAGAAUAUCCUCGCAUUCGCAUGUGUGUCCCAGUCCCAGCGCAGUCAGUGUGCGAUAUUUUAUGUGUUGCUGCUGGAGUGCUUGUGUGUGUAUGCACGGUCCGCAAGUGGCGUGAAAAAUAAAGGAAAAACCUUAGGUGACAGAUCGGUGUGGAAUCCUUCCGGAAAAACGAUUUGAAUCCGGAGGCGGAUUCUGGCCUAUCAGUGUAGUGCUGUUUGGUAGAGGAAAGGAAGGGGCGGUGAUUCGUUUUGCAUCCUGGACAUUGCGAAAGUGUAGUGUCCUUCGUGUUGGCUGCAGCUGCAGCUCCAGUUUAGUUAAGAAGUACGUACUUGUGUGCGGCGCCGUGGCCCAUCAGCAAGCCAGCAAGCAAGCAGCAGCAGCUCACAGCUAGCCAACCAAGGGAAGAAGAAAAAGGUGGAACAUUUUUGCACCGCAGGACGAACUAUUAUCGGCUGGCAUGCCUUAGGGGGACGGUUUUCUUUUAUUUUUCCUGUGUGAAAAGGUGUAAAUUUUCCAGUGUCAGCUGUUGAAGAUUAAGAAAAUCCUUUCGGCUUAGUGAAAGAUCCCAUUACAAGAAGUACUCUCGUCCUAGUGGACGAUGCCCUACUGAAGCUGUAUUUUAAAGUGUGUUAGUUUAGUGUCAUUUAGUGCCGGUCCAUUUCGUGCGUUCUAGCGUGAGUGUUAACCGCGUGUGCCGUACCGUAGAAAACAACAACAACAAGAUCAACGCCUUGCCGCUCGAAACCAAAAAGACACACCGCUGUAUGCGUCCGAACGCAACCCCGCACGACCGCUACCGUUGGAAAAAGAUGGACCAACAACAGCAACCGGCAGCAGCGGACCGGAAGUCCACCACCACAGUGGUGGACGGCGGUGGUACCGAUCAGAAGAUUCCCCUGCCCGUCACAACAACCUCACCUCCAACAGCGGCAGCAGCUAUGGCCGGUUCUACAACAGGGACGACUCCGGCAGUAAAUGCCACCGCUGGCGGUGCUGGCGCUGCUCCGGGUGGAACACCCGGUUCUUCACCGUCCAGAAGGGGUACCAAGCGGAAGAGUUCAGGAAGUGCCGCCGCUCGGAAGCGCCGCAAACUGCAGCAGGCCCAGCUGAAGGCCGGCGAACCGGCGGCCGAGCAGGUGCCGCAAACCAAGAACACCGUGGCCGUGCUGAACGAACUGAAGCGCAACCUGGUGUACAAUCUGGAAUCGCAAACCGGCCCCGUUCAUGCACCGCUCUUCAGCAUGUCCGUCGUGGUCGACGGCCAGAAGUUUAUCGGCCAUGGACGCAGUAAAAAACUCGCCCGCAUAGAAGCCGCUGCUGCGGCCUUACGCAGUUUCAUUCAGUUCAAAGACGGUGCCACACUCACCCCGAUUAAGCCACUUCACAAUGUGGACUUUACCAGCGACGAUCCGAUGAUCGAGAACAGUAUCUUUCCACUUUCGGAUCCUCCGGUGCUGCCGGAAGCGGUCCCCGCUAGUCCGGGUAAAACAGAAAAAGCCAACAGUAAAGGAUCUGCAUCCGAAAAGGGUCACAUCUCGCGACGUGCCGAGUCCAAGGAGCGACAGAACGGCCCCAACCACAACAACAACAACAAUUAUAAUACCAACAACAACAACAACAAUGUGCACUCAACAAACAACAUAUUAGCGACUACUACCAAUACCACCACAAGCGUCACUGCUGCUGCUGCCAACCAAGCGCAAAUCAGCAGCAGUGCCCUUAGCAACAGCAACAGCAUCGUCAACAACUACAACAGCAACGGCAAGAACAACGCCUACAGCAGCAACAAUAGCAACCUAACGACAAUGGCGACGGCAGCGACGAUACCUGCGGCCGUGACCGGACCGCCCCAAAAUGGGCACCGGCAAGUGGUUGAAAAAAUUCAGCAAAGUUUAGAUCUAUUUAAAAAUUCCAAUGAAAAGAAUGUAGCAUGGAAGAAGCGAUUAGAAACGAUCACCCAUCCACCCACCCCGUCACCGCUCUUCUUUGUCAUCCGUAUCCGUGUAAUCCGCAUUCUACUGCAACUGUAA